UCUGUCAGCCAUUGUAACACUGUUCACAGCACAGCAUUUCCUAACAGUGAGUGAGAGAAAGGGACAUAUACUUUCUUGCCACGUUCCUAAUUACAAGGAGAUUUGCCUGUCCGGCGAAAGAAUGCUGGGUGGGUAUCUGUUUAGGAUCUCAAUUACUUCCCAUCUUCUCCUGAGAGGUCUAGUGGCAUCAUUAAACCAUGAGGAAAUAAGCUUUACCAGUCUGAGAACCCUAACAGGUUUCCGGGUCUGAUUUCACUCCCUAGUCCUUACUUCUCUGGAGAACUUCAGUCUUUUGCAGAAUGAGGUUGUCUCUGCUGUAUUCUUUGUUUCUCUGGGCAGCAUGGGCCCAAUUUCUUGUUGUCAAAUCCAAAGAUGCUGUUGAAGAAUCUAAAUCCACAGACCUUCCUAAAACAGACACUUCUCAGACUAACACACAUCAAGUUAGCAGUGGCCUAAUGCAGUGUGGUGAAUACAGCAAUGAAGUGAUGCCAAAUGGACAGUGUCGUUUAACAGCCACAUUACCUCAGUUGGAGGAACAGCGGUGUCCCGACAUGUUCCGCUGUACAGAUGAGGUCUCCUACUGGCUGCGUGAGAAUGAAGAACGCAAGCAGCAGAUGCAGGACCUGAAAGAGACCAUCUCAGAGCUUCAAGAGGAGCUGAGGAGUCACAGGCAUCGUAUCAAAGUGCUGGAAUUGCAGAGCGAGGAGAAGUAUGGAAUAAACUCGUCUUUAGAGCACCGCUUUCACACGCUGCAGCAGAUCUAUGAAGAGGCCAAUGCUCUGCUGCACAUCCACGGAUCACUCAUCUAUGACAUGCAAAGACAGAUUCGCAAUCUCACUAUGAUAGUAGAGCGUGUGAGGCGCAAUCCUGGUUGUAUGAUCAAUAUCAUCCGCACAAGCCCGCUUCUCAGCGCCCAAGAUACCCUUCACCCAGAGGUUCAGCAUGUAAGAAACUGUCCAAUUGACUGUGCAUCACUGUACUACAAUGGAGUCCACCGGUCUGGGAUUUUUACUGUUGUCCCCUCAUUGGGAUCAACUCCAGUCGACGUUUAUUGUGAUAUGGAGACUCAAGGAGGUGGAUGGACCAUGUUUCAACGUCGGCAGGAUGGAAAGGUCAAUUUUAACCGCAAAUGGACAGAAUACAGGGAUGGCUUCGGAGAUCUGCACGCAGAAUUCUGGCUGGGAAAUGACCACAUCCAUGACAUCUCCAGCCAGGGAGAAUAUUCCCUUCGCAUUGAACUCGAGGACUGGAAUGGCAAGCACAAACACGCACUGUACCAGAACUUCUGGAUUGAGAACGAGGACAACCACUAUCGUCUCCACGUGUCAGGAUUCAGUGGUACAGUCGAGGACUCGUUCGCUUGGUACCAUGACAAGCAAAGCUUCAGCACUCCAGACACAGGUGACAUCUGUGCCGAGAUAUCUCACGGAGGCUGGUGGUACCACCAGUGCUUCUUUGCCAACCUCAAUGGAGUGUAUUAUAAGGGGGGGCGUUACUCUGCCAAAGGGAAGAAUCUUCUGGGGCCUGAUGGGAUUGUGUGGUACUCAUGGAAGGACUCAGAUUACUACUCCUUGAAGAAGGUGAGCAUGAUGAUCCGCCCACGGAUAUUCAAGCCCCGCCUCUCUCCAUAACACCGCUUUAGGCCUGCAUUAAACAACACUGUUGUGACAUCAUUGGUUCUCUGUUUGUAAACUGUGGUUAAAUGGAAAAUCCCAACUUUAUCAUUUCUGAUAAUCUUAAAACAAUAUGUAUUUGAUUAUCAUCAAUAAUUUUUUAACUUGCACAAAAAAUGUAUUUGGAUAAUCAUUCAUUUGAAAUAAUUCAGAGAUUAAUAUACAAUUGGUACACUUUUCACAUUUUAAUGGGUGUUACUGUACAUUUACUUUGUUGCAUAGAAAUAUUCGGAGGAAAUCGUUUUUAAGACACUAGGGCCCAGUUGAAACAAACCCCUUAAUUCAUCUCAUUUUUUGCAAUGUAAAAAAAUUCAAUCGUCAUAAUAAAAGAAAAAAAAAAACUUAGUAAUAAAAAAAG
Molecule: messenger RNA, 2031 nt
Organism: Pimephales promelas (fathead minnow)
Lineage: Eukaryota; Metazoa; Chordata; Actinopteri; Cypriniformes; Leuciscidae
Product: angiopoietin-4
Biological process (GO): fibrinolysis; blood coagulation, common pathway; positive regulation of heterotypic cell-cell adhesion
Cellular component (GO): fibrinogen complex
Molecular function (GO): extracellular matrix structural constituent; protein-macromolecule adaptor activity
Source: RefSeq, a predicted model, not a curated record